UCGCCAGCGCCCUUCCUCCCUCCAACCCGGCGCUCGCCUCCGCCUCCGCCUCCGCCUCCACGCGCGCGCGCCAUCCCUCGCCUCGCGGCCUCGCCUCCGAGGCUACUACACCAGCGGCCAGCCGAUUCAUGCGGCACGCGGCUAGGAGAGCUGCGGCCGCGCUGCUAUCGCCGCCGACUAUCUCACCUCGCUCCACCGCACUGCCAUCGCCGCCGACUUCCUCGUCUCCCUCCUCCCCGCCGCCCCUCCGGCGUCUCCAGUCCCUUCCCGCGAGCGCGCCCGAGGCAGGACUGGCCCGGACUCCCCGCGAGCGCUUCCCCGUUCCGAGCCCCUGCGUGAGAGGCUCCCACUUCCACGAUGCACGCGGGGUGCUCGACGAAACGCCCAAGAGGAGCGCGGCCGCGUGGACGGCGGCCAUCGCUGGCUGUGCGCGCGCCGGCCGGCACGCGGACGGCAUGGGCGCGUUCGCGGAGAUGCUCGCCGAGGGCGGAACCGCGCCGAACGCGUUUGUUCUCGCCGCCGUCCUCAGGUGCUGCUCGGGCCUCGGCGACGUGGAGUCGGGCAAGCGCAUCCAUGGAUGGCUGCUGAGGAACGGGGUGCAUCUGGACCGGGUGCUGUGUAACGCCGUUCUCGACAUGUACGCCAAGUGCGGGGACUGCGAGGGGACUAAGCGGGCAUUCAGAGCCAUGGCCGAGGUUGACGUCGUCUCCUGGAAUAUCGUGAUCAGCGCGUGUCUGCAGAGCGGCGACGUUCUUGGGUCGGUGCAGCUGUUUGAUGAGUCGCCGAUGCGAGACACUUCAAGCUGGAACACAAUCAUCAGCGGCUUGAUGCGGAAUCGGUGCGCUGCCAAGGCGCUGGACCGCCUUUAUCAUAUGGCACGAGCUGGAGUGGAGUUUAAUCACUACACAUACUCCACGGCGCUUGCCUUGGCUGGCAUGCUUUCUUUGCUAGACCUCGGCCGGCAGCUCCAUGGCCGUGUGCUGACAGCUGCACUGGAGACUGACGCAUUUGUUCGGAGCUCUCUCAUGGACAUGUACUGCAAGUGCGGCUCAAUAGAGGCUGCCGUGUUGAUCUUUGAUAGAUGGUCGCAUCUUACCGGCGACAUGAAAUUUGCAUGGAGCACAAUGGUCGCUGGAUACAUCCAGAAUGGCAGGGAGGAAGAAGCUUUUGAGUUCUUCCGGUUGAUGCUGCGUCAAGGGGUUGCUGCAGAUCAGUUCACCCUCACCAGUGCAGUUGCAGCGUGUGCAAAUGCAGGGAUGGUUGAGCAAGGUAGGCAAGUGCAUGGAUGUGUCGAGAAGCUAGGGCACAGUUUUGAUGCACCAUUGGCAUCUACCUUCGUCGACAUGUAUGCUAAGUGUGGCAACCUUGACGACGCUUGCAGGAUGUUUGACAGAGCUCCCAUGAAGAACGUUGCUCUCUGGACUUCAAUGCUGUGCUCCUAUGCGUCCCAUGGGAAAGGUAGGAUGGCCAUAGAACUCUUCAACAGGAUGAUUGCAGAAAAGAUCAAACCAAAUGAGGUCACCCUCGUCGGUGUUCUAUCUGCCUGUAGCCAUGGCAGAUUGGUCAGUGAAGGAGAGCACUUCUUCAAGCUAAUGCAAGAAGAGUAUGGAAUUGUUCCGAGCAUUGAACAUUACAAUUGCAUGGUUGAUCUUUAUGGUCAAGCUGGACUGCUCGACAAAGCAAAUAACUUCAUCAACGAAAACAAGAUUAAGCAUGAAUCUAUUGUCUGGAAGACAUUACUGUCAGCUUGUCGUGUUCACAAGGACAUGGAGCAUGCAAAACUUGCUUCUGAAAGUUUGAUUCAACUGGAGCAAUGUGAUGCUGGGUCAUAUGUUAUGCUGUCAAACAUGUAUGCCACUCACAGCAAAUGGCGUGAUACUUCGAAGCUCAGAAGUUUGAUGCGGGAAAGGGGGGUUCGAAAGCAACCCGGACAAUCCUGGAUCCAUCUGAAGAACAUUGUGCAUACUUUUGUCGCGGGGGACACGGCACACCCGAGAUCAUCUGAAAUUUAUACCUGCUUGGCAAAGUCGAUGGAGAGAAUAAAGGAACUGGGGUACACCAGUAGAAUUGAUCUUGUUGCUCAUGAUGUGGAGGAGGAACAGAGGGAGACAGCUCUGAGGUUCCACAGUGAGAAGCUUGCCAUGGCGUUUGGGAUCAUCAGCACUCCCAGUGGGACUCCACUUCGAAUCUUCAAGAACCUGCGUAUUUGUGUAGACUGCCAUGAAGCAAUCAAGUAUGUAAGCCGAGCCACAGAUAGGGAGAUCGUUGUGCGAGAUUUGUAUCGGUUUCAUCAUUUCAAGGAUGCAAGGUGUUCUUGUGAGGAUUUCUGGUGAAAGAUUUACCUCAACAAUUUUGGUGGCAAAUUUUUCGCACGCUGGUCAAAGUUUUUUCUCCUUCUUUUCUUCCUCCCGCACCUGCACAUUUGCUCCUUCGCACACUCGGUUGUUGCUGCCAGCACCUUUCAACAGCGCACCACCGCCUUUGAGCCCCGCCUCUUCUUUGUAAUGGUGCCAUGGUGAGCGGGCGGUCGUUAUGUUACGAGGAGGGCAUCAUGAUCUGAUGGGUGACAACGGGGGUCCUCGCUGACCAGCUACAGUGAUGGCAGCAUUGACACUGCUCCGACUACUUUGUGUCGUCCUUCCUGGUCGCGUGGCUUCUUCGUGGCGGGAGCAGUGGGAGGUGGACAUGCGGUUGGUGAAGGUAGGAGAGCGAAGGUUGAGGAAGGUGCGGCGAGCUUCAUGUCAACCAGAGAAGGGACAGAAGGGCGCGGCGUCGCGAGGAGGUCGAAGGAGUGCGAGGUGGGACAGGGAGGCCGGGACUGUGCAAUUGGGACCAUGGCGAUCGGAAAAGGGCAGCCCUGGGAAGGCAGCGGCGACUGUGUGCCGAAUGCGAUUGGUAGGAAGCCAGUGUCAGCCCUUGUUCUAAUUUUUUUAUAAUCUGGAACUCCUGUAAAGAUUAUAUCACUCCCGGGGAAGGAUGUUGGUGUUGGUGUCCAUUGGGAUGGAACUUUGAGGCGACCUUUAAGAUCGGAGAGAUGCAUGACUAAACGGCCCAUGCAAAUAAUGGAGGGACACAAGUAGCUCCAGCAGACUUUGGCAAA
Triticum dicoccoides is the source of this 3100-nucleotide messenger RNA. RefSeq names its product pentatricopeptide repeat-containing protein At5g04780, mitochondrial-like. Gene Ontology annotation, molecular function: RNA binding; protein binding; zinc ion binding. Bases 129 to 2333 code for a protein of 734 amino acids. The record is from RefSeq and is a predicted model, not a curated record. Gene Ontology annotation, biological process: RNA modification. The transcript has a single exon. NCBI's taxonomy places the organism in Eukaryota, Viridiplantae, Streptophyta, Magnoliopsida, Poales, Poaceae.